Messenger RNA from Trematosphaeria pertusa, 498 nucleotides. RefSeq lists its product as uncharacterized. Gene Ontology annotation, molecular function: ABC-type transporter activity; ATP binding. NCBI's taxonomy places the organism in Eukaryota, Fungi, Ascomycota, Dothideomycetes, Pleosporales, Trematosphaeriaceae. Gene Ontology annotation, biological process: transmembrane transport. Gene Ontology annotation, cellular component: membrane. The record is from RefSeq and is a predicted model, not a curated record. The annotation marks the transcript as partial. The transcript has a single exon.
UGGCCCGCCUUCAAGAAGUUCAUCCUUCCCUGCCUUCGUCCUCGGGAUGAUCGCAAGUUCACAUUUUGCGUCACCGUUAGAUUUACCAUCCUAUUAGGAGGACGUUUCAUAAACCUGGCAAUACCCCGACAACUAGGCAUUAUUACGGACAGAAUUGUCCCUCAGUCAGGUAUUAUGCCGUGGAAAGACAUUGCUACGCUAGCUGGCUACUAUUUACUUGAUGGCGUAUUGGAUUGGGUUGAUUCCUGCGCGAGCGCUUAUAUGCAAUCCUCCGCUUAUUUUCGGAUCUCGUCGGUAGCCUUCUCACACGUCAUGAGACUAUCCACGGACUUUCAUACCCGCGAAAAUUCAGCCAAUAUCAACAAAUCGAUCGAACAAGCCCAAUCGCUCGCUACUAUAGUCGACGAGAUUCUCUUCGGCCUUGUUCCAACGCUUUUGGACAUUGCCGUUGCACUUGUGUAUUUCGUGCCCAGGUUUGGUGCGUACAUGGCUUUGCUA